AGCGCACAGGAGCAUGUGUAGAAGUCGUGGGUUGGUAGUGCAUCGGGUGUGAAAUGGAGAGCAAACACAUGUCAGCUUUUGCCUUGUAUCAAAAUUUAAAACCGGACCAGCCUCCUCCGGCUAAGAAGCCUCCAGUGCAGGUGGAAGUUAAGAAGAAAAAGAAAAGGGACAAUGCAGCCUUUAAGCUCAAGGUCAAAGUUCAAGCGAAAGCUGAGAGGAAGAAGAUGCGAAAGAAGCUUCACAAGCCGUUACAAAAAGAGGAGAAUCAGAAGGAAGUUCCGCACGUGACGGUGGAGUGUGUGAGCGCUGAGCCUCUCGAGACUCUGCUGGCAGACCUGGCAAAAGUCAACAACAGCAGGGAGAGAGCGAGCAAGCUGUUCCAGUGGCUCAUCACCCCCAUUCCUGACAAGAUGUUUUUCAGGGAAACAUGGGAAAAAAAGCCCAUCUUUGUCCAACGUAAGAAUCCUGAUUACUACAAGGGACUGUUCUCCACAGCAGAGCUCGAUCGCAUUUUCAGAGAGGAAGAUGUUCAGUAUGGAGUGAACCUGGAUGUCACAAGUUACACUAAUGGCAAGAGAGAGACUCACAAUCCUCCAGGGAGAGUGCUCCCAUACACUGCGUGGGACUUCUAUGAGAGUGGCUGCUCCCUCCGCAUGCUGAAUCCUCAGGCUUUCUCCUCCACGGUGUGGAACGUGCUGUCCAUCCUCCAAGAGCAGUUUGGCAGCAUGGCGGGAGCCAAUAUAUACCUGACACCACCUGGCACACAAGGAUUUGCUCCACAUUAUGAUGACAUUGAAGCCUUUGUGGUUCAGCUGGAAGGGAAGAAACGCUGGCGAGUGUACAGCCCAAGAUCAGACGAUGAGGUCUUGCCCGUGCUUUCGAGUCCAAACUUCGACCAGGCAGACAUUGGUAAGCCGAUCCUAGAUGUGGUGGUAGAAGCCGGAGAUCUCAUCUACUUCCCUCGAGGUUUUAUCCAUCAAGGCAACUGCCUACCAGACGCACACUCUCUGCACAUCACCAUCUCCUCUUACCAGAAGAACAGCUGGGGAGAUCUGCUGCAAAAGCUGGUCCCAGCAGCAUUGGAAGUAGCAAUGGAGGAGGACGUGGAGUUUAGACGGGGUUUACCUCUGGACUACCUGACGUACAUGGGAGUACAGAACUCCGACAAGGAAGACCCGCGCAGGGCAAAGUUCUUCUCUCGAAUUGAUAAUCUGAUGAAGAGGCUAACAAAUUACGCACCAGUGGAUGCUGCUGUUGAUCAGAAGGCUAAAGACUUCCUUCAUGACUGCCUUCCUCCCGCUCUCACUCCAGAUGAACUGGUCACCAGUGUGCAAGGAGCACCUAGGAGGUGGGAAGGUGGACAAGUAAAGGAUGUGGGUGUACACAUCACUACCCAGACUCAAAUCAGAAUUCUACGUGCUCAGUGUGCCCGGUUAUGCAAUGACGGAGAUGCCGUUCAUCUUUACUACACCACUGACAACUCCAGAGUUUACCACAAAGAGGAGCUCAAGAGUUUUGAAAUAAAACCAGAGUACACAGAUGCUGUCGAGUUUCUGAUCCAUUCAUAUCCCGACUUUGUGACAGUAGGAAGCCUCCCAUGUGAAUCUGCGCAGGACAGGAUUGCUUUGGCUGAACUACUUUUUGAGAAGGGGAUUAUCCACACUGCAGAACCACUGUAGCACUAGAUUCUUCCAUCAUGGUGACUGCAUAAAGAGAUCAAAUCACUUUAUACAAAAUAAGAUCUUCAGUGGAGAAUAUGUCUGCUCCAAGUAGCCUUCAUUAGCUCGACUGGAAAUAGAUAAUGCAUUUGUGAUUUUGCUGUUGAACUAAAAAUAAAAAAAAAUUUAUAU
This is a messenger RNA of Pelmatolapia mariae (spotted tilapia), 1850 nucleotides long. It is a transcript of the gene riox1, whose product is annotated as ribosomal oxygenase 1. The record is from RefSeq and is a predicted model, not a curated record. The transcript is spliced from 15 exons. NCBI's taxonomy places the organism in Eukaryota, Metazoa, Chordata, Actinopteri, Cichliformes, Cichlidae. Bases 54 to 1679 code for a protein of 541 amino acids.